Messenger RNA from Phragmites australis (common reed), 943 nucleotides. Its product is annotated as ankyrin repeat-containing protein P16F5.05c. The record is from RefSeq and is a predicted model, not a curated record. Gene Ontology annotation, molecular function: protein binding. Bases 145 to 603 code for a protein of 152 amino acids. NCBI's taxonomy places the organism in Eukaryota, Viridiplantae, Streptophyta, Magnoliopsida, Poales, Poaceae. The transcript has 6 exons.
CAGGAAUCGCUAGGAGCAACGCGGAGACCGCCGCCGCCCGCAAGCGCAACCGCGGCAGACUGCAGCACCGGGCGCAGCCAGCCGGCGGCACCGCAACAUCGUCUCCUCCUCCUCCUCCUCCUCCGUCCGUCGCGUCGUGUGCCUAUGGGAGUGGAACCGGCGCAACCGGCCCCUUCCGCGGCCGCCUCCGCCGCCGAGCAGGCUCGGGAUCUCAUCGACGCCGCUAGGUACGACGACCUGGAGGAUGUCGUUGCCUUGUUCUCCGCUGGUGUCUCACUGGACUCCACAGAUUCACAGGGCCGCACAGCUCUUCAUAUGGCUGCUGCCAAUGGGCAUCUUGCUGUGGUGGAAUACUUGAUUCUAAAUGGAGCGAAUGUUAAUGCCGCCAACUUGGAGAAGAACACACCCCUCCACUGGGCAUGCCUCAAUGGACAUAUAGAGGUAAUCAAGGCUUUGAUAUGUGCUGGGGCUAGUGUGAGUGCCCUAAACAGCCAUGAGAAAACCCCUAUGGAUGAAGCAGUGACCAAGGGCAAGAUGGAGGUGAUCGAUGCAAUCGGUGCAGCAGUAGCUCAAGCCGAGCUUGAUGGUGUUACUGUCUCCUAAAAGGGACUUGAUGAAUACCUUGAGCUAUGAAUGACAUGCAACCUUGUUCUUAUCUCUUAAUGGUACUAUCUAUGUCACUUCUGAUUUUGAUGUGCUGGUAUCUGGGACAAUAUGGUAACUUAGCCUUUGGCAUGAGUUGAUUAUCAUCUGUGUCGGCAAGCGCAUGUUAGUGUCAAUGACAUCAGAACGUGGACAGAAGAACCUAUCGUUAUAAACUUGAUGUGCAGCAGUCAAAGAUGUGGCUUUCCUCGAUAAUAUUGUAAUCCUUGAUGGUUUUCCUUGGAGUUCCUUGGGUCCCAGUUGUGGUGAAAUGGAAUUUGCACCUCCGCUGUUGAUUUCA